Molecule: messenger RNA, 1851 nt
Organism: Penicillium subrubescens
Lineage: Eukaryota; Fungi; Ascomycota; Eurotiomycetes; Eurotiales; Aspergillaceae
Product: LipA and NB-ARC domain protein
Exons: 1
Coding region: 1-1851 (616 amino acids)
Source: RefSeq, a predicted model, not a curated record
AUGGCAUCUACAUACUUAAGGCCCGUCCCACCGCCCGAUGGACUCCAGAUCAGGCGAAAGCCCGUUUCCAACCCAAAUCUCAGGGGGACCGCCCUUGCCCAAGCCCCUGGACCAUUGUUACACGCCACAACCUCCCCAUCUUUAGUGCCGCCGCCACUGUCACGGCCUCCAUCUUACAAUGAUUUAUAUGGAGCGGCAUCACCGGCACCCCGACAAGAUACAUCUUUGAGACCACGAACGGCGGGUGCUUCACCUUCAUCAGCACGGCCAUCCCCAUCGUUAUCGCCAUCUCCAACGCUCUCGCCAUCUCCAAGUCCUUCUCCCACAGGCGUGCAGAAGGCAUUUGGUGAAGCCCGUCAUUUUUUGGGUGGUCUGAUCAACCAUCCAACAGAAUCUAACAAACACGUCACUAUUCUCCGUCAUUCUCAUGGCCUCGUUUUCUACCGGGGUAAUUCCACUUCGGUGGCUGUGUCUAUCUUCUCCGAUACUCCCCUGCCACAGGACCGUACGGUCUGGCUACAGAAUAAGGGGUGGUCUGGUAAAACUGGAAUGCGUGCCAAAGCUUUGUUCCGUCUGAAUGAUAGCUGGCUCGAUGUCACACCGGGUAUGCCCCUCCGGGCAGAUCAAGUGAAUCCAGAUGACGAACGCGCCUGGCAGCGGGAUAUCAGAAAAUUCUUAAAAAAGGCGCCCGCACGGCCACGAGAUACCCAUCGACUCCGGGAGACUGUCGUAGUACGCAUUCCCGCCGAAGCUGGCGAUGGAUACUUCCAGCUGGUGCUGUGCCAAGGCAUGAAGAAGAAAGUCCUUGGUAAUAGCCCCGUUUUUCGGGUCAUUUCUACAUCGACAAGCCCCCAUUCCAUCCGUGGUGCGAGCUUGAGCACUCUUCCUCUUGAAGUUGGGGCCAUGGUUGUCAGUUUGUAUGCUCAGACUGCUGCGCAGACGGUCAUGACUCCUGCUACGACGGCGAUAAACUCAAAGUUAAAUCCGUACCGUCCUUCCUGGUUGACACAAGCGGUGGCCCAGAAGGCAUACUCUGCGAGUGGGAUUCAAGAACGAGUCGCGGGGAUCUAUAACGGGUCGUCUGCUCAACCUCUUAAGGCGCAGGGGGAUGGGGGUGUGGUGGUUCCGAACCAUGAAGUGUCACCGGCUGAACUUGGCCCUCAAAAUCCGUUCCCGAUGAUAUUCAAAGCUCGGGGACAAACAGGUCAUUUACCAUCUCCCAGCAGCCCUAGUGAUACUCCCAAGUUAACUCUCACCGACUUCCCUGAUUGGGUUUCGGAGCAGUUACGAGGCUACUUUUUUGGCUGGGCUCGAUUCGACAUGAGCACUGGGAAAGAGAAGUUGACUGGCCCUUGGUGUCCCGCGAUCAUAUCGGUUCGCACCCUCGAUCCCCUCCAAGCGGCUCGGGUCAACAUGUCCCAACUUGCCAGGCAUGUCGUGCAAUUGUGUCUCCUGGAUGAAGUGCCAGUCCAAACGACCAAGGUGGAAAUUCGCGUCAUGGGAUUUCUCCGGAUAGACAUCCCCCCUCCCACCGGUGCUACAAGCCAGGAGCUCGCCGAUGCCCAAGCCGCAGCCGCCGAGGCCGCCAUGCUCGCUGAUGCAUAUGAUGUAUCAGUCGUGCAGAGUACUCUAUCCCACCCCGCCUGGGCCCCAGAGGGUCCGAUGUGGGGUGAAAUGGAUCAACAGAAUACUGGCUGGGUCGACAAAACAAAACAGAGCUACGCAAAUAUACGAGCUCAGGGGCAGAAAUGGGUGGAGCAGGUCCCGUUACAUCGACUUGGUGUGAGGUCUGUUGCGGAUGAGUGGAGAGAGCGACAGGUGGCCGUGAAUGGGUUUUAUAUUGUACGAUGA